This is a messenger RNA of Cladophialophora carrionii CBS 160.54, 1299 nucleotides long. RefSeq lists its product as uncharacterized. The transcript is spliced from 4 exons. Gene Ontology annotation, molecular function: FAD binding. The coding region runs from base 1 to 1299 and encodes 432 amino acids. The record is from RefSeq and is a predicted model, not a curated record. Lineage: Eukaryota; Fungi; Ascomycota; Eurotiomycetes; Chaetothyriales; Herpotrichiellaceae.
AUGGGGUCGGUUGAGCCAGGAAAGCCGUUCGAGAAGAUCAUCAUCGUCGGAGCCGGUCCGGCCGGGCUGCUCCUCGCCCUUUUACUCUCCCAACACAACAUCCCCUCUCUCGUGCUGGAGUCAUGGGACAGACUGGACGAACGCCUGCGGGCGACCCAGUAUGGCGUGCCGGCGACAAGGAUAUUCCGCAAAGCGGGACUCUUGGACGACUUUCGGGAAGCGAGCAUCACCAGUUUUCCCAGCAUCUGCUGGCGCCGAGUCAGUGAUCAUCAACGACUGGCGGGCAUUGACCUCUCGGUGGUCAGAGACCAUCCGGAUCGCAUGACGAUUCUCCCCCUGAACGAGAUCAUCAAGAUCAUGUACAAGCAUUGUCUGGAAAGGGGGAACGGGCUGAUCGACAUCAGAUUCAACCACAAGGUUGUUGGCACAGGCCAGGAUGAUAGCUCUGCUUGGGUGGACGUCGAAGCUGGGGCCGAAGGGGAGGUCAAGGAGAAGAAGCGAUUCAGCGCCGACUACGUCGUGGGUUGCGAUGGAGGUUCCAGUACGGUCAGAAAAUCAUUGUUUGGCCGUGAAUGGCCGGGCCAGACGUUUGAUUUUCGCCUGUUGGUCCAAAAUGUCUGGUACGACGGGUUCGAAAAGCACGGCUGGGAUGGUGGGAACUACAUGAUCGACCGCGACUAUUGGGGGCUCAUCGCGAAACGUGGCAAAGGUGGUCUCUGGCGCGUCACGUACGGAGACAAGGCGACGGGUCUCACAGAUGAGGAGUACCUAGCACGGCGAAACACGGCUUUCAAGAAACUCCUCCCCGGCCAUCCCGAUCCAGGACAGUACAAGAUCACACAGACCGACCAAUUCCGCAUCCAUAACCGGUGCGUCGAGAAGAUGAGGGUCGGACGGAUCCUGCUGGCGGCUGAUGCUGCACACGUCUGCAACCCCUUUGGUGGCUAUGGUUGCAUGACGGCGGUCUUGGACAUCGGCGGUCUCGCGGAUUGCCUGGUCGGCUUCUACGAGGGCAAGGCGGACGAGAGCAUCCUCGACCUGUACGCCGACAUCCGCCGUGAGAAGUUCCUGAAAUAUGUGGACGCGAGGUCGAUGAAGAACUUGAACAGAAUCAUGAACACCGACCCGGACACCGCGUUGGAAACCGAUCCUUUCCUCCAGCUGCUCAAGGGGUUGGAAGGUGAUGCCGAAGCAACCAAGGCAUUCUUGUUGAGCUUUUAUGGCAGGACUGACCCAUAUCCUCUCCAGAAAUACUCCAGCAUCGAGUACGACUUCACGCAACACUACAAACAACAAUGA